GGGUCCAGUCUGGAUAAUCAUCAUACGAAAUGUUGGCCCAGUAUCGCAGUUUUUCCCCUUUUAUCAUGCACACAACUGACCUCUUCAUGAUGACCGAUCAACAACAGUUUGUUUUAAAGUGGCAUUACCACGAGACCACCCUUAUACAGAACUUGCCAUUUUUACUGGAGAACGAUGUUUUAAGUGAUGUUACUAUUUCGGUGGGAGCGCAACAUGUUAGAGCCCAUAAGAUUAUACUGGCCAUGUGCAGUGUGUAUUUUCUUCAACUUUUUCAGGAGAUGAAAAACACUCAACAUCCAGUUGUAGUGUUGCACAAUGCCAGUAUAGAAGAUGUGAGAGCUAUGCUAGCCUUUAUUUAUAGAGGUCAGUGUGUGGUAUCUAAAGAUCAACUACCUAAUUUGCUGUCUGUGGCCAAAUUGCUAAAAAUUCAAGGACUUUGCGACAUGAAAGUUCCUGAAAAAUCUAUCCAAGCAGAAAGCAUUCCACUCCCUAAACAGGAUGUAUCUGAUGAAAGAGAAAGAGAAUUUGAAAACUUUUCAGAGGCCCAUACAGAGCCUGAAAAUUCUUCUUAUAAGCCAAGUUGUAUAAAUAUACGGAGGCACAGUGGUGGGGGUGGAUAUAGUACAGCUAUAAAUUUGUCUAUAGACAGCAAGAGGUUGAGAUUCUCUUCGUCUCCCACUUGGGGAAAAGCGUCACGAGCUCCCUCGGAGAAUACAAGCCCCUGUUCGACUGAGGACACGAUUCCACCAUUUCCUACUGCAACAAUAACGAAACCGAAUAUAAAACAAUCGACAAGUCCAAAAGAAUCAUCAGAAACCUGCAAAUGCUUUCUAUGUGGAAAGUAUUUGAGUAACCAGUAUAAUUUGCGGGUACACAUGGAGACGCAUGAAGAGGCGUAUCACGCUUGUCACGCAUGUCCUCACGUGUCUCGAAGUCGAGACGCCUUAAGAAAGCACGUGUCGUAUAGACACCCCGAACAGUACGUCGCGAGAAAACGAAAAAAGACUGAAUGUUCUUAAGUUUAUUUUUAUUGAAAUUGGGAUAAAAAAUUUAAUCAGUCUGGAUAAUUUUUUUUUUAGAUCAAUUUACAUUAUAUUCUAUGGUGCGAUUUUGGGCUAGAGUAGUAAUGAGCCCUGCACCUAUAAUAAUUGAGUUAAAAUUAGAAAAAGACAUAUGUACUACUUAUGUGAUCAAUAUUAUUGAUUCAUUAUGAAAUUUGUUAUUAAAAUAGUAUUUGUUUUUAA
Molecule: messenger RNA, 1244 nt
Organism: Anthonomus grandis grandis
Lineage: Eukaryota; Metazoa; Arthropoda; Insecta; Coleoptera; Curculionidae
Product: protein abrupt
Exons: 4
Coding region: 30-1019 (329 amino acids)
Biological process (GO): regulation of transcription by RNA polymerase II
Cellular component (GO): nucleus
Molecular function (GO): protein binding
Source: RefSeq, a predicted model, not a curated record